Bufo gargarizans (Asiatic toad) is the source of this 3501-nucleotide messenger RNA. RefSeq names its product MAP7 domain containing 1 (gene MAP7D1). The transcript has 18 exons. Gene Ontology annotation, cellular component: microtubule cytoskeleton. Bases 440 to 2986 code for a protein of 848 amino acids. The record is from RefSeq and is a predicted model, not a curated record. Gene Ontology annotation, biological process: microtubule cytoskeleton organization. NCBI's taxonomy places the organism in Eukaryota, Metazoa, Chordata, Amphibia, Anura, Bufonidae.
GCAACUUGUAUUAGAGAGAGGAAGUGAGCCCCUCCUCCCGCCGCACAUGGUACAGUCCUACGUGAGAGGCUGCUCAGUGUCUGUUACAAUAGCAUUUCCAUCAGCUGCUCCUCUAGACUUGGGCUCAGUGAUUUUCUCUUCUCGAGUUGCUGUAGGAUCCACCGGUGGCAGAUUCCCGCCUGGAGAUCUCUCGUCAGGUCCCAGUUCACACGAGCUCAAUCUCCACACAGCAGAGCCCGGCUGUGCCCGAGCAGGGAGGGGGCUGGACAGUAUUCUUCUUUCCUCCCUGGUGAUGAACGGCUUUCUGUCCCAACUGUUAAACGGAUCCUGUUGCCCUAAGGAAUGAGACUGCAGCCGAAAAGUAAUCCUUGAUAUUUCACCUAAGAAGCCCUGACUGGCACAGCCGCUACUGGACCUGCUGACUGUCUCCACUGAGGACAUGGACAAGAAAAGCGAGGGAUGCACACAAGGUGUUGAAGCAACAGAAGAAAAUGUACAACCACCAGCAGAAACGACACACAGUUCAGAUUCUCGAUUACCAAGUGGACAGCCAACCACAAAGACAGAAGAAGAAACUGCCAGCUCUUCAUCUUUGACGAAGAGCCACCUCUCACAACAGACUUGUGGACUUCAUACAGAACAGUCGGCUGAAGGGCCCACUACCUCUUCACAAACAGAAAGUUCUUGUGUUUCUGCUGAGGAGGGACCAAGAUUACCCAUUGCCGAUCACAGUUCUUUACUACAGACUGAAAGACCAAGCACAUCACAAGCAGCUGGGAGUUCAAGCUCUCCAAAGGAGCAGCAAAUAGUAAAAUGUGAUGGGACUUCUCCCUCUGCUGCCCAGUCUCCUACUCAAGCCAUUACUCCCAAACAGAAACUAGACACACAGAAAGCAGAGCAACGGCAGAAACAAGCAAAAGAAAGGAGGGAAGAAAGAGCCAAGUAUCUAGCUGCCAAGAAGAAUGUGUGGCUUGAGAAAGAGGAAAAGGCGAAACAUCUGAGAGAGAAACAAAUACAAGACAGGAGAAAGAGGCUGGAAGAACAGAGGCUCAAGGCUGAGAGGAAAAGGGUCAUACUGGAGGAACGACAAAGGUUAAAGCAUGAGAAAAAUAAGGAGAAAUAUGAGGCAGCAGUCAACCGUGCUACAAAGAAGACCUGGGCAGAGAUCCGUCAGCAACGAUGGUCUUGGGCAGGUGCUUUGAAUCAGAACUCUCCAGGACAAAAAGGGGCUGUAAAUAGAUGCUCAGUGUCUGCAGUAAAUCUUCCCAGGCAUGUAGACUCAAUAAUCAACAAGCGAUUAUCUAAGUCCUCUGCUACCUUGUGGAACUCGCCAAACAGAAACAGGAGCUUGCAGCUGAGCCCAUGGGAGAGCAGUAUUGUUGACCGACUGAUGACACCCACCUUGUCCUUCCUGGCACGGAGCCGCAGUGCAGCAACACUCCCUGGUUCCCUUGUAUGUCCCCGUUCUGCCUCUGCAAGUCCUCUCACAUCAUGUAGUAGUCACAAGCAUCGCUGCUCUGAGCGUCGUAGGACCACAGCCGGCAGCCCUGACAUAACACCCAGAAAGAGGAUUGAUUCAUCCCCAAAAAAGAAAGAAAAGAAGGAGAAAGAUAGAGAAAAUGAGCGUGAAAGAAGUGCACUAAGUAGGGAGCGUAUAAUGAAGAAACGCCAGUCACUUCCAGCCACCACAAGCCGUGCAUCUCCCACACCAGACAGAAGCAGCUUGAAGUCUAAAAAUCGCCCGUCCUCGCCAUCUACACCUAUCAGGCGUCCAGUUUCACCCUUUCCUAGCCCAUCGGUACCACUAACCCCAAAACAGCCUUCUCCAAAGGGUGCUCUGUUGACACCCAAGUCAAAAGCCAAGGUAGAGAAAGAGAAGGAAGAAAAGACCCCCGGCAAGGUCAAAGAGAAGAAAGCAGAACAUAAGAUUGACAAAGAGAGACAACAAUCCCCUGUGCCUCAACUAGAGGAAACAGCACAGGCACAGGGUGCACCAGAAAGUGCCUCUUCUAGCACAGCACCAAAUAUAGACUCUACUGCUACAGUUUCAAAUGUCUCUGCUCCUGCACAAGCCCCCAUGCCUAUUCCUGCUGCAGUGAAUGCUCCUUCCCCUGCCCCCUCUCCAAGCAAGCCAAUGGCUGGCACGACUGAUAAAGAGGAAGCUGCCCGACUACUGACUGAGAAGAGGCGACAGGCCAGAGAGCAAAGAGAGCGAGAGGAACAGGAGAGGAGAGAGAGAGAAGAACAACAAAGACGAGAAAGAGAAGAGCGAGCGCUUCGAGAGGCUGAGGAAAGACUACAGAGAGAGGCAGAAGCCCGGCAACUGGAGGAGCAGAGAAGGCUAGCAGAGGAAAAGAGGCGUCAACAGGAAGAGGAAGAACAGAGGAAGGCUGCUGAAGAAAAGGCCAGGGCUGAGCAAGAGGAGCUGGAGAGACUGCAGAAACAAAAAGAAGAAGCGGAAGCCAAAGCUCGUGAAGAAGCAGAGAAGCAGAGACUGGAGAGAGAACAGCACUUCCAGAGAGAAGAGCAGGAGCGUCUGGAGCGGAAGAAGCGUCUUGAAGAGAUAAUGAAAAGGACACGGAAAUCAGAUGCUAAAAAAAAAGAAGAUAAACAAGUAGUGAAUGGAAAGGAGACCAAACAAGAAUCUGCUCCCUGCAAAGAUGAAGCAGAAUCAUCAGGAGUAAUGAAGAUUGAGCUUCCAGAAAAGAAAGUGGUUAGAAUACAGGACAAAAUGGCAGCACCUGACUUACCUCAGGGGGUACCUGGACACAUAGUGAAUGGGGUGCCACCCUCCAAGCAGGAAAAUGGUUUCUCCUCUAAAGAAUCAUCCCCUGCCUUUGAGGAGGUGAUAACACUCUCUGAAAUUAGCAGUUCCAAUGGAGAUAAAGUUAGUCCUCCAGCAGAGCCCAUUAUUGCUUUUGCAGGCAAAGAUGGUUUUAUAAAGAAGUCAACUGUCCAGCCCCCUCAAAUAACAGAAGUCCUGUAAUAUUCUACAGCGUCAUGUCUGGGUUUCUGGAAAUUGGGAAACUAGCAGAAACUUUGGGAUGGAUGUUAUUACGUUUUAAUCUUUCUGCUGUUUGCUUGAAAGCAAAAUGGUUUCCACAGUUGAUGGCUCUGUGAAUCCAACGAGCUGAAAGGAAAAUGUUAACCACAUUCAUGGUGGUUACAACUAGGAGAGAUUACCAGUGCCACAAUCUAUCUACCAUUGACAAAUACUGGACACGUCUUAGUGGUAUUAUAAUUUUUUUUUGUUUUUGUUUUUUCUUUUUAACAUGCACCUUAUAUUAAAACAACACUGACAAGGUUUAGCUCACAAUACAAGAAGAAGAAACGGGGAGAGAAAAAAAAGCAUUAAGCAUUACAGUGGAAUAUCCCAGCCAUGGUUGGAAAUGCGUGGAUGAGCUUGCUGGUGUUCCUAAUUAUGUAGCUAUUUAAUAAGAGACUGCUGGGUACAAUGAUGUAUGUGAAUUCUGUAAAUAAAACCUCACAGUAUUACAUCCA